AUGAGAAGAUCGUGGCUUCAUCACAAACCAAUCAAACUUUUCUUUGUAACACUGAUUGUACUUAUAUAUGUUUUUACAUUUCUAUCUUUGAAAGUUAAAAGUCCUAAUACCUUCAGAUCAACAAGAGUGUUUGAUAGACAGCGACUGACAAUAAAAUAUGAGAUUAAUUGCUCAGCAAUAUAUGAUAUGGAACCGGUGGAAGUGGGAAAAUCCUUAGCCGUCCGUAAAAACAGCUACGUGAGGCCAACUGACAUGAAUAUUGUGCAUGUCACCUCUGACUGUGAUCAGUUUAUGACAUCAAAGGGUUAUGGUGCAGUACAAGGCUCUGAGUCUGAGCGUGAAUUUCCUCUUGCUUACUCGUUGGUCGUUCACAAGAAUGCCGAUCUUGUGGAGAGGUUGUUAAGAGCCAUUUAUAUGCCACAUAAUGUUUACUGUAUACAUUAUGACCUGAAGUCUUCAGAUGACUUUAUUUCAGCAAUGCAAGGUCUGGCCCGCUGCAUUCCUAACGUCUUUAUUGCCUCAAAACUGGAGAGGGUGCAGUAUGCAAGCAUCUCACGCCUCAAAGCAGAUCUUAAUUGUUUGUCUGAUCUCCUGGAGUCUGAGGUGAAGUGGAAGUAUGUCAUCAAUCUGUGUGGUCAGGACUUUCCACUGCGGACGAAUGCUGAACUGGUGUCAGAUCUAAAGAUGCUUAGUGGCAAGAACAUGGUGGAGAGCAAGCGACCAGGAGGAAAAGAAUGGCGCUGGACUUUUCACCAUGAAAUGAAUGGCAUAUCUAAACACUACCAAAUACCUAUAACUACUACUGAGAAGAAACUUCCACCACCUCAUAACAUAAAAAUGUUUGUGGGCAGUGCAUACUUUACACUUUCACAGGAAUUUGCACAUUUUGUUCAGUGGAGUUCUUUAGUCAAAGAUUUCUUGGUUUGGUCUGAGGACACAUUCUCACCUGAUGAACAUUUUUGGGGAACUUUGGUUCGUGUGCCUGGAGUGCCAGGAGAGGUGUCCAGAUCUUACCCAGACAUUUCACUACUGAAAAGUAAAACCCGUCUGGUGAAGUGGGAAUAUUUAGAAGGGAGUCUUUACCCACCAUGCACUGGGGAGCAUGUACGGUCUGUGUGUAUUUUUGGUGCUGGUGAGCUCAGAUGGCUUCUUAACUAUGGUCACUGGUUUGCUAAUAAAGUGGACCCAAAGGUGGAUCCUAUUCUUAUUGAAUGUUUAGAGGAGAGGCUGUUAGAAAAACAGAUGGUGUCAAGACAAUAAAUUGAUCAGAUUUUCUUUACUGAUGUCUUUACACUAAAAAACAAAUAAUUGGUUAUUUUCAACUCUGCAUUGAAUAAACCCUAACCCACUGGGUAGUAAUUUAACAUGCAGGGUUGUUUCAAUCCAAACUGCUGAGGUGUUUCAAGCCA
Messenger RNA from Paramisgurnus dabryanus, 1409 nucleotides. RefSeq names its product beta-1,3-galactosyl-O-glycosyl-glycoprotein beta-1,6-N-acetylglucosaminyltransferase 4-like. Gene Ontology annotation, molecular function: acetylglucosaminyltransferase activity. Gene Ontology annotation, cellular component: membrane. The record is from RefSeq and is a predicted model, not a curated record. Lineage: Eukaryota; Metazoa; Chordata; Actinopteri; Cypriniformes; Cobitidae.